This is a messenger RNA of Nelumbo nucifera (sacred lotus), 1077 nucleotides long. The record is from RefSeq and is a predicted model, not a curated record. Lineage: Eukaryota; Viridiplantae; Streptophyta; Magnoliopsida; Proteales; Nelumbonaceae.
GAACACCUUCUACCCUACAAGUACAGUGGGACCAUAGCUGUGGGGCCCACAUCAGUGUUCUCUACACCCUCCAAGGUUAAGGACUGGAAGAGCAGGUAUUUCCUCAUUUCUAAGAGUAGUGGUUGGGAUAUGAGUACUGUUUGGCAGAUUGAUUGUCGGACUUUCAAUGAAGGGUUCAAUGAAGAGCUACGGGCUGCGAUUCAGGAUUUUGUCUACCAGAAGGUUGCAGUAGAAACCCUUUUGGCCAAGCCCAUGCUUAUACAGGCCAACCUGAGUCGCAUAGCUUCAAAGAAAAAGGCUUUGAGGAAGAAGCGGAGGGUUGAGCAUCGUUCUUCAAUGGAGGGUACCUCGGGCAGUUCCAAGAUGGCCAGGGGCAUGUUGCUUCCUGAGGAUGUGCGGUAUUACCCCAACUUGGACACAGUUGACGCUAGGACUCGGUUAACUCACUGCAUUGUCCAGGCGAACACCAUAGGGCAUGUCUUAUUGGAUCAGGUCACUGUGGGCCAGAAGGAGAGGGGCGAACUGCAGGCCAAUGUCAGCGCGGAGGAAGACCUUCAAUGGUUCAUCGAGCUGAGUGGGAAAAUGCGGUGUGAGCUGGUCGAGAACCAAGAGACCAUCGCCGCUCAGGACCUCCAACUGAACGACGUGCCUGAGGAGCUUGUCAUGUAAGUCAAUAAGGAGCCCUUGACUCCCAAGGAGGGUGAAGAAGCAAAUGGUGAAGGAGAGGGCGAGGAGGGUGACGACGCCAACGAUGAGCUGUAGGGCGGCAACGAGGAGUAGGUUAGCCUAUCUGAUGGUUUCUCUUCUUCUGGUGUUUCCGGGAGCCUGUGCGCUCCUAUAAGUUGAUCUCUUGGGCCUGCAUGUCCUAAAUAUAUGAACUUAUUGUUGCUGAGUUUUUUUUUCUUAAUAUACAUGUAUCUCGACCAUUGGACUUUUGUUAAUGGAAUUUAGUUUUUCACAUUUGAUAUCUUCUUUGGAUGUAGUUUUUUCCUGUUUGUCUGUUGCGCUAGUUAGGUCGGCUAGGUGCCUUUGAAUGCAAAAUCUCUAUCCAUCACGCAAGUUAGGUUGGCUAGUUUG